GACAAAAUGAAAAACAUCACUUUAGCAUUUCCCAAUACAGGUCUCCUUCCCUUCAAGAUACCACCAUGAGCUCCAGCCACACCCAGAAGAACCGAGGGGACUCCACUCCGCUGCCUCCAAUCAACGAGCGCCUGGCUUUCCUGCGGCCGUCCAGAGAGCUGUUAGAGUAUUACCGCAAGAAGAUCGCUGAGUUUGAUGAGGAACACGAGGAUCUGGUAAAGCAACUGGAGCAAUACAAAGCUACCUUUGAGGAGCAGAAGCUGUGCCCCCCCACUAUGGAAAGCAGAGGAACCUCAAGCUGCAGAAUCCAUCACUUCACAGUGGAACAAGGAAAGGGAGGGGUUGGGCCAUAUUGUGAGCCUAAGGGGGGGGUAAAGUCCCUGUGAGCAGAAACAGAAUAUCAUGGUUUCCUUUCAGUCUGUGGAAUCAGGUAUGGCAGUUUAGAUGUUUUAAUGCACCUUUUUCACAUAAGCCCAACUGAAUGAACAUCAAACAUGUAGGAUAUUUUCCCUUUAAAUGAGCCCUCCAGUGUCACAGGCAGUUUGUCACUUUAAUGGAUUGGGUUACCUGUAAGGAGAUAAUUCCCGAGUUCUUUGCCAUGCAUUGGCAUUUAGCUCAGUUCAUAUGUUCUAUAGAGCUGUGACUGGGGCACUACUGGCCAUACCUUGAAGCUUUUGUUUGGGAUUUACUUCUCAGUGGGAGCUGCAGUUGCUUUUAGAACAGAGGUUUUUUUGUUCAGACCACCCUCUUCUCUCUACUCACAGCUUAUUGGCCCGUGUAGGGACAGGAACGAGGGGCCUGCCCGACCGAUA
Xenopus tropicalis (tropical clawed frog) is the source of this 812-nucleotide messenger RNA. Its product is annotated as coiled-coil domain-containing protein 77-like. The record is from RefSeq and is a predicted model, not a curated record. The transcript is spliced from 3 exons. Bases 66 to 386 code for a protein of 106 amino acids. Lineage: Eukaryota; Metazoa; Chordata; Amphibia; Anura; Pipidae.